GUUGAACAGUCUUCUUUCCUAGAUAUCUACUCGAGUGAUAGUCGCAUACUUGCUCACUUUUAAUCACCUAUCUAAUUUCCCCAGGGUAAAAUAUCGCCAAUAUGCCGUGCACCUGUAAACGCUUCACGUUCCGUUACGCUUGUCGUCAUAAGGAGCGCGAGUUCGAUAGAUGCUGGAGAUACCAAUUCAAGAAGGAUUUCCCGUGCCUCGGCGGGGUAGUCUCAAAGUGCGAGUCUCAACCCACACGCAUUCCUGUAUCUCGGGUGUGUAGCAAAUGCUUCGAAUUCUUUCUUCAUGCAUUUGGUAGGAAGGCUGCUUAUCAUGUAAGUAAAAGAUUUCUCGAGUUCAAAGGCAAUAAUGGACUCUCAAAGGAGGUCCUUGACCCUUCAAAGGUUCCUCUUGAGGCGUACAUCUCAUCAGCAGAGUUGGCUACGCUAGAUUCUACUGUCGUUUAUAGGGGUGGACAGUCGAGUGGACAGCCGUUUCGUCCUAGAAGCCCGAUGAGAGCAAUCCGUUCUCACAAUCUUCCAUCGCCUGAUAUUCAACAACCAGAGCCUGUUAUCUAUCGUAACAGACAUGGUGAUCGUUCGAAGUCCCGGUCAAAGUCCCGGUCAAAGCCACGCAAGUCUUCCAAAAGGAACCCAAUCCCGAGGAAGCCAGUUCCCACUCAGGGUAAAAUAUCCAAGCGUAACAUCUCUCAACCAACGAUCCACCGUCCUCUGCCAGAUAUGAAUCCCAUGCCAUCGGGGAACAGUGACUUCGAAUCCUUCCCAGCCAUACCAAAUGAUGCAGUAGUGGAGCACGGGACGAACCAGACUAUCGAUCUUUCAGACCUUGUUGACAACGAACGCGAUGAUCACCUUGACCACGACACAGUCAAUCACGGCAGAGUCUCCAAUCGCAAUUUUGACCAGGAAUUGCUUCUCCGCCUAACACAAGUAUCUGAGGAACCCCGUCCCAAACCCUCGAAUGGCUCACUUGCAAAGAAAAUCACUAAGAUGGCCAAUACGACUAAGAUCAUGGGCUGUCUAAACCCAGAUCAGAAAGACUUGCCGAGCGUGCCCACGUUGGAAAAAGCGCCUAAGGUCCCUACCUGGAGAAUCGAAACCCCGAGCCCUGAGCCUAGCAUAGUUAGCACCGACAGCAAAGGUAAAAUUAAACAAGGCCGCAGUAAGAGUGCGCAGCCUCUGUCACGUAAGCGGGAUCUUUCACCACUUCCCAUGAUGCCGGUUCCAGCCACGGCCACGGCCACUACUUAUAUGUUCCGGGCUCGAGCCUCGUCCGAGUCGCUAAAAGGUGACGUGGACGCCUCUUUGCGCGAUACCCUCCAGAUUCCACCGCCACCAAACACGGCUAAUCUGAAGAGCUUCCGUGAAAAGGGGAUCCCCUCUGCCGCUGUCAUGUUCGAAGGAAACACCGGAGAAAAGGUAAAGACAGUUGAGAAGUCCCCUGCCAUUCUGGUUUCUGUCAGCACACCUUCACCAGCUUAUUCGUGCGCUGUGCAAUCGUGUUACUGCUCUGAAGGGGAUAAUGCUCAGACAUGUCCUAGCUGUCUCGAAAGGAAGAGAUUGGAGCCCGAAUUGCAAUCGAAGUGGGUGUAAAGCAACUUGAUAUGAAGGUAGGAAAGGGU
This is a messenger RNA of Annulohypoxylon maeteangense, 1630 nucleotides long. RefSeq lists its product as uncharacterized. Bases 102 to 1601 code for a protein of 499 amino acids. NCBI's taxonomy places the organism in Eukaryota, Fungi, Ascomycota, Sordariomycetes, Xylariales, Hypoxylaceae. The transcript has a single exon. The record is from RefSeq and is a predicted model, not a curated record.